Molecule: messenger RNA, 1296 nt
Organism: Yarrowia lipolytica CLIB122
Lineage: Eukaryota; Fungi; Ascomycota; Dipodascomycetes; Dipodascales
Source: RefSeq, a predicted model, not a curated record
AUGUCAUACUUUGCAUCAGUCCCCGCAGCUCCCGCAGAUGCCCUUUUCGGCCUCAUGGCCAAGUACAAGGCCGAUACCUUCGACAAGAAGGUCGACCUCGGAGUCGGAGCCUACCGAGAUAACACCGGAAAACCCUGGGUCCUCCCUGUCGUCUCCAAGGUCGAUUCUCUGAUUGUCGCCGACCCCACUGCCAACCACGAGUACCUCCCCAUCACUGGUCUGCCAGACUUCACCAAGUCUGCCGCCAAGCUGAUUCUGGGGCCUGACUCUCCUGCCAUCAAGGAGAACCGAGUUGCCUCUUGCCAGACAAUCUCUGGAACUGGAGCAAACCAUCUGGGAUCUCUCUUCCUGUCGCGGUUCCCCUCCUCCGCCGCUCCCCCCAAGAGCGUCUUCCUCAGCCGUUCUCCCCCUUCCCCUGGAGCAACCGGAGAUACUCCUCCCCGAGCUGCUGGCGGCCGAAUCUGGAUCUCCAACCCCACCUGGGCCAACCACAAGCAGAUCUUCGAGAACGUCGGUCUGACCGUUAAGCAGUACCCCUACUGGGACCCCAAGACUCUAGGUCUGGACCUCAAGGGCAUGCUCAACGCUCUGGAGAAUGAGACCCGACCCGGAGACAUUGUUCUGUUGCACGCCUGCGCACACAACCCCACCGGUGUUGACCCUGCUCGAGAGGAGUGGGAGAAGAUUGCCGCUGUCUGCAAGUCCAAGAAGCUCUUCCCCUUCUUCGACUCUGCCUACCAGGGCUUUGCCUCCGGUGAUCUCGAGCGAGACGCCUGGGCAGUCCAGUACUUUGUUUCCCAGGGCCUGGAGCUGCUCAUCUGCCAGUCCUUCGCAAAGAACUUUGGCCUGUACGGCCAGCGGGCCGGAUGCCUGCACUUCAUCACCCAGACCGCCAAGGCGUCGGAGAACGUCAAGUCACAGCUUGCCUUCCUGCAGCGAUCAGAAAUCUCCAACCCUCCCAUCUACGGUGCCCGAAUUGUGGCCCGAGUUCUUAACAACCCCGAGCUCUUCAAUGAGUGGAAGGAAAACCUGCUGGAGAUGGCCAACCGAAUCAAGAGCAUGCGAGAUGCGCUCAAGAGCGAACUCAUCAAGCUUGAUACUCCCGGUAACUGGGACCAUAUCACUAACCAGAUUGGUAUGUUCUCUUUCACCGGUCUGUCGCCCCAGCAGGUGGACCGACUGGUUAACGAGUUCCACGUUUACCUGACCAAGAACGGCCGAAUUUCCAUGGCUGGUCUUAACACACACAACGUCGCUUACGUCGCCAAGGCCUUUGAUGCCGUCGUUCGAGGUUAA